AGUUCCCGCAAGGGACUCAUUUUCCCCUCCCCAAAGGGGGACAUGCGGUGGGCCAGUUCUGGAAGGGCAGUGAAGGAAGAGAGUGAGCCCUGCGUAUUAUCCCUGUCACUCCCUCCUGGGUUCUCUCAAAGAAGAGAGCCUCGCUCAGGGAAAAGCCCUUCGAGGCGCGGAACCUUUCUGCCGCUUGUCCUUGUUCCCGCCCGGAACGACCUGGUCCCUUCUGGUUUCGGUCGCUAUGGCGCUGGCGCCGCUGGGUUCGUUCCUGGUGGCGCUGCUUGCGCUGGUGUGGCUGGGCUCGCGCUGGCUGCGACGACGCGGCGCGGGUUGGGGACACCGAACCCUGUGUGCGGCGGAACCAGCGCGGGCCGAUGACGUACGAGCCCUGGUCGUGACGGCGCACCCUGAUGACGAAGCAAUGUUCUUUGCUCCCACAAUCCUCAGCCUGGGCAGGUUUCGGGCCCAGCUCUGGCUGCUGUGCUGCUCUUCAGGAAAUUACUACAAUCAAGGGGAGAUUCGUAAGAAAGAACUUGUACAGAGUUGUGCUGUUUUGGGGAUCCCUUCUUCCAAUGUAACAGUUAUUGACCACAGGGACCUUCCAGAUGAUCCAGCUGUUGAAUGGGACACACAUCUCCUCUCUACCUUUGUGCUAGAGCACAUAGAAACCAACCACAUCAACCUGCUGAUAACCUUUGAUGCGGGAGGAGUGAGCGGCCACGCUAACCACAUCGCCCUUUACACAGCUCUAAGCUCUGAGAGUCCGAAGGAGGAAUGGCUGAGGCCUGAACGUUUUCCUUCUGGUGCCAGGAGCUCAUGUUGCAGUCCCUCCUUUCAGAGUCAAGGUUGUUCUGUAUUGUGUACCUGCAGUCAGAGGGGAAGUUACCUGAAGGUCAGAGCCUGCAGCAAUGUGAACUGAUGUGACACUUCUGUGAAUACUCCAGAUCACAUAUCUGGUGUCACUCUCUAUUCUAGCACCAUUGGGUCAGGAUGGAAACCUGCUGUUGCCCUCUGACCCGCCAGCCCUGUCCCCUUGCAGCUGCAGAAGGUAAUGCUGAAAGCCAUCCCUGCUCUGUCAAGCCUCCCAGUGACUAACCCCUCAGGAGCAAUCCAGCUGCAAACCCUUCCAGAAAGAAGACUGGGAGAGGUUAGUGCUGAUCUAGUUAGAUUGUGUUGGCUAAGCUUUGGCCAUAAUCUAAGCAAAAAUCAUCUAAUAACCAGUGACUAAUGCAAAAGCAGGAACAAUUACGAUUAUGAUUAUGGAGUGGAAAGGUGGGGAAAAUCCCUUCACCUUUCUUUUGGAGGGAGGAAGACGGAUUGAGGGGCCUGGAGGCGGUGCUGGAAGGGGAGGUUUCCAGAAAACGUACAAUGUUCUUUCACUGAUGGCCUCUGAUGAAAUAAAAGCAAAGCUAGAAAGUGGGUUGGUGCCACUCCUAGGAAUAGGCAAGGGGCAAGCAUAGGCUAGAGAAAGUUGGAGGUCUUGCCCUGUCUCCAUUCUUUGUUCCUCGGCCCAGAAUAUUCCACAGCUUCCUUCUAAAUGUCUUAUCAGCAUGCUGCUCCCCUCAUUCUACACCUCGGAGACCUCUGUGUGGCUUCUCCUCCUGCCUCUCUCCAGAAAUUCCACAGAUAGCUCGCUCAGUGUAUGAACAAGAGCUCUUGCUUUCCCACCCUGGACAUGAGCCACUUUUGCACUAGAAUGAUGGGUUUUAGUGAAACUAACUUGUGCUUGAUCCUAUGAAAUCAGUGGGAGUCAGUGUUCUGCACCCCUAGCACCGGCCCUUAGUAAGUAAUGUGUGUCUGUCUAGAGAACUCACACCACAAAGGCAGCACCCCAAACUCCCAGCUACUUUAUUGGGCACAGAAUGACGAAUGCACGUUCCCUAGGGACUUUUAGGAGGAGGGUCUCUCUUCUCUCCUUGUCUUGGAGUCAGUCAAACCUCAGCUAACUUCUUCCCUCAGAGAACAGAGAGCCACUCCUGGAUUUCAGCAUCAUGUCCCAUUUGUCUGAGAACCAUCAAGUUGCUUCAUGUUCACUUUGUGAUCCUUGUGCCCUGUGAGAACAUAAUGACAACAGAGAAGGACCUCAGGCCCCAACUGAAGCUGUAUUAGAUGUGUGAUCUCAGGUUCUCCUGGAGUUAAAAUGAUACAGAUGUUGAGACAGUUCAGGCCUCCCUUUGCACCCUCCCUUCAGAGUUUCAUUCAGAUUGUAGAGGCAUGCUGCAGUGCAUCUGAUUGCAGAUCCUACUAUGUCUAUACAAUGUGACUGUUCUCAUCUGUCAAACUCAAAAUAAUGCCUAAAGUAAUGCACGUCAUAACUUCAGCUUCUGAAGUGUCAGGAAAUCUCAAGGUACUUUUCCAAAGAGCUACAUUUCCUGAAUGGGACCAUCAGCUGAGCUCAUCAAUAAAUACAAUUUAGCCAUGAAAGAAAAUUAGCAAUUAACUUUUGAGUUCAAAGGUUUCUUAGAAUCAGGGGAAAUAUAUGAACCAUAGCUGAAUCUGUUCUGCAUGCUCCUUUCACCCCCUGCAUGACAAACAUCCAGGUGAUGGGUUUUGAGCUCCUAUUAACAUGUAAUCACCUGCCUGUGUUAAUAUCUCAUGCAGUCAUUCCUGGACCCUGAAAACACUCAUUUAUGUAGCAAAGCAUGUUGAAAAUUGGACUAGACGGACAGUCAAAUGAAGCGAGGGCUGCUUGUUUAACUACCUUCAAAUGAUACAGUGUUGGCAUUCAAAGGUCCUUCCCAUGCAUUUCAGUGGGAACAGGACUGGGCCCAAAUAAGCUCAGAAAUAAUUUAGAUUGUCAUAAAAAGGCAUCCACCCUUUAAACCCAGGUUUCCUUCUUGGGAAUCUAAGUUUGCUCUCAGCAGAAUAGCUAAGAAGCAAACAGAAUUGAAUAGAAAUUCACAUGGCACAAAAGUAGGUUCUGACAGAAUUUGAACUCCUGGUGGGCUGUCACACAGGAGGCUGGGGGCUUUGCCUACCCUCGUGAUGCUGUGAGCUUGUAAUCAUCUUGUUGUCUUGCACUCUUUCUCCUGUUGCUCU
This is a messenger RNA of Mauremys reevesii (Reeves's turtle), 3033 nucleotides long. RefSeq names its product phosphatidylinositol glycan anchor biosynthesis class L (gene PIGL). The record is from RefSeq and is a predicted model, not a curated record. The transcript has 7 exons. Gene Ontology annotation, biological process: GPI anchor biosynthetic process. Gene Ontology annotation, molecular function: N-acetylglucosaminylphosphatidylinositol deacetylase activity. The coding region runs from base 236 to 913 and encodes 225 amino acids. Gene Ontology annotation, cellular component: endoplasmic reticulum. Lineage: Eukaryota; Metazoa; Chordata; Testudines; Geoemydidae.